Messenger RNA from Aspergillus nomiae NRRL 13137, 4098 nucleotides. RefSeq names its product UDP-glucose:sterol glycosyltransferase (gene atg26). NCBI's taxonomy places the organism in Eukaryota, Fungi, Ascomycota, Eurotiomycetes, Eurotiales, Aspergillaceae. The record is from RefSeq and is a predicted model, not a curated record. Gene Ontology annotation, molecular function: hexosyltransferase activity; UDP-glycosyltransferase activity. The transcript is spliced from 4 exons. Gene Ontology annotation, biological process: carbohydrate metabolic process. Bases 1 to 4098 code for a protein of 1365 amino acids.
AUGCCCAACAUGAAACCUCUCCUAGAAGACGCAAAGCGGCGAGUCGACCGUAGACUCAGUGCAGGCAGACAAUCAAUCUCUUCUAGCCGCAUAUUUUCCAGUGCCUUCCCGGAGCGGUUAAAAGACGACCAUGAUGCCCAGGUUGACUAUACCGCACCACCUCGAGGAACCGGCUCGCGAGACGGUCAGCUGCCGUAUAUGCACCAGUCCAUAUUCUCGAUGAUUGCCGCCGUCGGCUCCAAAUCUGAUUUCCAUGCACGCUUUGAUGAAUCGAGUGACAGCGAGGGAGAGGUAGAGGGACAAACCCAGAAGCAACCUGGAAAAGGUUCAUUGCCGAUAAAGAAGAAUUCUUCGCUAUCACCUACUCUCAAGCCUCAAAGCUCUUCUGAAGGAAGAGGGCGUCGCCAUCGAAGGUCGUUAUCUGACAACAAACUCUUGCGAUCUUUAAAGCUGAAUCCCAAGAGUAGUAAAUGUACAGAAACAACUAUACAAACUGAGCCUCCGACGAGCGAUGAAAUGUCUCCGCUUCCUUCUCCUAGGCGCGCACGAAGUGUCACUCCUCGCGCGGCUCCUAUCCUCAGUCGUAUGCUUGAAGCGGAGGCUCUCUUGGACAAAAAGCAAUCAGCAGAACAACCUUCAUCAUCUAUCAAGGCGGAGACCGACGGCACGUCUGAACAGCCAUCUGCAUCCCCACUUUCUCUCCGACUGAAGGAGAUGUUUGGGUUCGAGAAACCAGAAAAAGUUCUUGUGGAGUAUGCUUGCUCCCUAUUACAAAACAUUCUUCUUCAGGGGUACAUGUACGUCACGGAGGGGCACAUAUGCUUUUACGCCUAUCUGCCUAGAAAGUCUGCCGUUACCAUAAGGUCGGGAUAUCUUCAUAAGCGUGGCCGGAAGAACCCAAAGUACAACCGGUACUGGUUUUCACUGAAAGGGGACGUUCUAUCCUACUAUACGGAUCCGUCCAGUCUCUAUUUUCCAAGUGGUCAUGUUGAUCUCCGAUAUGGAAUUUCUGCUACUUUGACCGAGCAAAAGGACAAAGAUAAGGAAGUACGAGAUUUUCAAGUCACCACAGAUCAGCGAACAUAUUAUUUCAGAGCGGAUAGCUCUGCCAGUGCGAAAGAAUGGGUCAAAGCCUUGCAAAAGGUUAUCUUCCGAGCUCACAAUGAGGGUGACAGUGUCAAGAUUUCCUUCCCCAUUGAGAGCAUAAUAGAUAUCGAGGAGAGCCCUAUUACCGACCUUGCUGAGACAUUUAAGAUCCGGGUAGUUGAGAGUGAUGAAUCAUAUGCCAUUGAUGAGUAUUACUUUUCAUUCUUCGAAUCUGGUCGGGAGGCAUAUAACUUUGUGAAAGGGUUGAUCGGCGAGAGCCCGAUGAAAACGUCCCAGCUUUUACCACGACCGGAGCAAACAAGCCCCAAAAGUCGCACUCGUGGGCCUCGAAACAGAUGGUCGUUAAAUAGCGACCUGAGUCAAUCUCGAGGAAAUGAAACUAUUAAAACACAACGUCAACGGAGUGCAAGCACCGGCCAUACUAACCCUGGUCCCGAUGGCAUCGGAAUGUCUCCCCGACAGCGGGAUCUAUCGGAUUCGUUUGUCAACUCUUUCGAGCAAGCAACAGACGCUUCGGCGGCUCUCCAGUCGAUAACCGAUACAACAGAGUCUGCUAGCCAGAUCUUGAAUCGAAGUGAUGUUUUCCAAUCUCCAACAAUCCACACCCUGCAACAAUGGCAUUCCGAUGGUGACAGGACAGGCCGUCGGCUUUCAGACGGAACGGCACGGUCAACUCAUCCAAACGCUGCUGAUGCUAAAAGAAAUGGGCAGGAAUUGCAAUAUGCCAGCAGUGAGUCCGACCAGGGCACACAGCACCCAUCUAAGGUAAACUCAUCCGCACCAACCUUAAAUGAACUGGUCAGAGCUGGUACGUAUCCCCUUCAGCGUGCCGCCGGAUUUGCAGAGUAUUUGCGAAACCGGUCGAGGCAAAUGAGCAAUCUUCUGGCAAGCGAAUCAAUGGGUUACAUUGAGAAAGUCUCCGGGAUGUGGGCCGGUGGCCGCAGACAUUAUGGAGAAACUGAAGGCGUGCUACCAGAUGAUCAGGAUGUUGAUCCUGAAGACAAGGAAGACGGUGUCAAGCAUGGAGAUCGUUUCCGUGCCCAUUUCGCCCUGCCGCCAACCGAAAGGCUGCAAGCUACUUAUUACGCAUAUCUACAUCGUGUCCUUCCGCUAUACGGGAAAAUAUAUAUCAGCCAGAAAAAGCUUUGUUUUCGUAGUCUUAUUCCGGGAACACGCACCAAGCUGAUAUUACCACUCAAAGACAUUGAGAAUGUGGAGAAAGAGAAAGGCUUUCGGUUCGGAUACCAGGGGCUUGUCAUCAUCAUUCGGGGACACGAAGAGUUGUUCUUCGAGUUUAAUACGGCAGACGCUCGAGAUGACUGUGCGGUCACAGUACACCAAAGCCUCGAGUCUAUGAGGUUUUUGGUAGAGUCUGGCCUGCUAGCAGAACAGGAAAAAGACGAGAUCGAAUCAGCCCAAGCAGAGCAUCGCAUGCUACAGGAAGCUAGGUUAGAUGGAGCUGGUGAGCAUGACUCUCACGCAUCUGUGAAUGAGUCAUCGGAGCUUCAUCCUAUUUUUGAUGACCCUCGUGCUUCGAUUAUCAAUUUCAAGCCCUCCGAGUCAUUACGCAUUACAUGCCUUACCAUCGGUUCGCGGGGUGAUGUGCAGCCGUAUAUUGCCCUGUGUAAAGGGCUGUUAGCAGAAGGCCAUAAACCUAAAAUUGCAACCCACGCAGAGUUCGAACCAUGGGUGAGAAAGCAUGGUAUUGACUUUGCCCCAGUUGAUGGUGAUCCUGCCGAGCUCAUGAGAAUAUGUGUUGAGAAUGGAAUGUUUACAUAUUCAUUCUUGAAAGAGGCGUCCACAAAGUUUCGGGGAUGGAUUGAUGACCUUCUAUCCUCAGCAUGGGCCGGCUGUCAAGACAGUGAUCUUCUUAUUGAAUCUCCAAGCGCAAUGGCUGGUAUUCAUAUCGCUGAGGCACUCAGAAUACCCUAUUUCCGUGCCUUCACGAUGCCGUGGUCCAGAACAAGAGCAUAUCCGCAUGCCUUCGCUGUCCCGGAGAACAAGAUGGGCGGUGCGUACAACUACAUCACCUAUGUUAUGUUCGACACUGUCUUCUGGAAGGCCAUUGCGGGACAGGUGAAUCGUUGGAGAAAGAAGCAGCUCGGACUAAAGGCGACCACUCUCGAUAAGAUGCAGCCGAACAAGGUUCCCUUCCUUUAUAACUAUUCUCCUUCUGUGGUGGCCCCUCCAUUGGAUUAUCCUGACUGGAUACGUAUAACAGGGUAUUGGUUCCUGAGUGAGGGAACCAAUUGGACUCCUCCAACAGACUUGCUUGACUUCAUUCACCGUGCUCGCAGUGAUGGCAAAAAAUUAACUGUGGUUGAAUCCGUCCAAAAAGCUGAUGUCCGUUGCAUUCUGUCGAAGGGGUGGUCAGAUCGACUAGGAGAUCCUGCCAGUGCGAAGGUCGAAAUUCCCUUACCGCCGGAGAUUUUCCAAAUUCAAGCCGCGCCGCAUGACUGGCUUUUUUCGCAGAUCGACGCAGCAGCACACCAUGGUGGCGCUGGAACUACUGGAGCGAGCCUUCGGGCAGGUCUUCCUACCAUCGUUAAGCCGUUCUUUGGUGACCAGUUCUUCUUUGGCACCCGCGUCGAAGAUUUGGGCGUGGGUAUCUGUAUGAAGAAGUUGAACGUAAGCGUGUUUUCGCGGGCUCUGUGGGAGGCUACUCAUAGCGAGAGAAUGAUUGUAAAAGCGCGAGAGCUAGGUGCACAGAUACGAAGCGAAAACGGUGUGGAUACGGCUAUUCAAGCAAUUUAUCGUGACCUGGAGUACGCUAAAACACUGGCUCGGCAGCGCUCGAUUGUCUCGUCAACUCCUUUCUCCCCAACACCAUCGGCUAAAACCGUGGCCGAGCAGGAAGAAGAUGACAUGGAUGACAGUGAGGAGUGGACAUUUGUCGGUGACGACACAGAAAUUGAUGUUUCAAGACGGCUGCGUGAUCGAGCGGUGUCUGAUGUUGAUAUGCUACCCGAACCAGUCACAAGCGCAUCGUAG